This is a messenger RNA of Medicago truncatula (barrel medic), 2852 nucleotides long. RefSeq names its product cryptochrome-1. The transcript is spliced from 5 exons. Gene Ontology annotation, cellular component: nucleus; cytoplasm. Gene Ontology annotation, biological process: circadian regulation of gene expression; blue light signaling pathway; entrainment of circadian clock by photoperiod. NCBI's taxonomy places the organism in Eukaryota, Viridiplantae, Streptophyta, Magnoliopsida, Fabales, Fabaceae. Gene Ontology annotation, molecular function: deoxyribodipyrimidine photo-lyase activity; blue light photoreceptor activity; FAD binding. The record is from RefSeq and is a predicted model, not a curated record. The coding region runs from base 712 to 2604 and encodes 630 amino acids.
AUGUGUCUGUUCCCCACUAUAAUCAGUAAACAUCCCUCUCCUUCCCAUGUGAUCUUCUCCACGUGAUCAUCAUGCACUAAUCACACCCUUACAACACACUCAAUCAUAUCUUUCAUGCGUACAUACACUGCAUGUUAUUGCUACCUUUUCUUUGAUAAGAUUUUGGUGCUUUCUUGUCCCUUAUUUUCAACUUAGAUAAGAUUGUGAUUGUCUAUACUAAUUAUUAUUUCAUAAUAUAUCUUCCUUAUCUUAGUUCUCAAGUUCAAAGAUUAGGUUUGCAUCACUUUGCAGUUAGUUCUUUAUUGUUUAUGAUUGUGCUUGUGCCUCCUUUAUUAUGAUUAUUCUUUAGUUAAUUAUGUUCUUUUUAAUUUGAUGCCUUCAAACUUGUGAAAGGGACACGUGGGCUGAGUAGGUUUUGGUUUUGAUACCUUCCAGAUAGCAAAGUAGUAUGCAAGUUGGGCAUCAAGAUAAGCUAUAAGUACUUGUUAGGUCUAUUUUUAGCAGUGAAAUUUGAGGUUCUUAUUCUGUUCUGUUAUAGAUAUGUUCUUAACUUUUUUGAUAAAAUUUCAGAUCCAACCUUUGUAGCCAAUUUUUAGUGUAUCAAUCUUUAUUCUUCAGAUAUUUUAUGUUAGAGAGAAACCAUUUUUGAACUUUUGAGGUGAAGUUUAGAGCUUUGAUCUUGCAAUAAUUUUUUUGAAGCUUAGAUAGAAUAUGCGCAGCAAUAGAACCAUUGUUUGGUUUAGAAGGGACCUUAGAAUUGAGGACAAUCCAGCACUAGCUGCUGCUGCUAGGGAUGGUUCUGUAUUCCCUGUGUUUAUAUGGUGUCCUAAAGAGGAAGGACAAUUUUAUCCAGGAAGAGUUUCAAGGUGGUGGCUGAAGCAGUCUUUAGUUCACUUGGAUCAGUCCUUGAAAUCACUUGGUUCGAGACUCGUGUUGAUCAGAACUGAGAGUACUCUCAAUGCUCUCUUGGAUUGUAUAAAUGCUAUUCAAGCUACAAAAGUUGUGUUUAACCAUCUCUAUGAUCCUGUUUCACUUGUUCGAGACCACAACAUCAAAGAAAAGCUAGUGGAACUUGGCUUAUCUGUGAAAAGCUAUAAUGGGGAUCUGUUGUAUGAGCCUUGGGAAGUAUAUGAUGAGAAGGGACAUGCUUUUACAACCUUCGAUCCUUUUUGGCAGAGAUGCUUGCACAAGCAAAUGGAACCUGUUUCGCUUAUUCCUCCUUGGCAAUUAAUUCCUGCUGAAGGAAAUGUCGAGAAAUGUUCAAUAGAGGAUUUAGGUCUUGAAAAUGAAUUAGAGAAACCAAGCAACGCGUUACUAGGACGAGCAUGGUCUCCAGGUUGGAGCAAUGCUGACAAGGCUUUGACAGAAUUUAUGGACAAGCAGCUACUUCACUACUCCAAGAAUAAGCAAAAGGUUGGUGGAGACUCCACCUCGCUGUUAUCCCCGUAUCUCCAUUUCGGAGAGUUGAGUGUGAGGAAAGUUUUUCAAAUGGCUCGCAUAAAGCAGAUAUUGUGGGGAAACGAAGGCAACAGUGUUGGAGAAGAAAGUGUAGCUCUUUUCCUUAGAGCAAUUGGACUAAGAGAGUACUCGCGUUAUCUUUGUUUCAACUUUCCGUUCACUCACGAGAGAGCACUUCUUGGACACUUGAGUUUUUUCCCUUGGAAUGCUGACCCGUCUAACUUUAAGACUUGGAGACAAGGUAGGACUGGCUACCCUUUGGUUGAUGCAGGAAUGCGAGAACUUUGGGCUACAGGAUGGAUGCAUAACCGAAUCAGAGUUAUAGUUUCAAGUUUUGCUGUGAAAAUGUUGCUUCUACCUUGGAAAUGGGGAAUGAAGUAUUUCUGGGACACACUUUUAGAUGCAGACCUUGAAUGUGAUAUCCUCGGCUGGCAGUAUAUCUCAGGAGGCUUACCAGACGGUCACGAGCUUGAGCGCUUGGAUGAUCCUGAGAUUUUAGGAUCUAGGUUUGAUCCAGAAGGAGAAUAUGUAAGGCAAUGGCUACCUGAGUUGGCGAGAAUGCCAACUGAGUGGAUCCAUCAUCCUUGGAAUGCACCACUUAGUGUGCUUAGAGCAUCAGGAGUCGAGUUAGGUCAAAACUAUCCGAAUCCAAUAAUUGAUAUAGAUAUGGCCAGAGAAAAUCUGACUCAAGCCAUAUUCAAGAUGUGGGAAAUUCAAGCAGCAUCAAAAGCUUCUGGCUCUGAAGCAAGGGAUGAAGUUGUUGCGGAAAGUGAAUAUCUAGACAUUCCAAAAGUUGUCCUCCUUAAGGACAAGGCUCCAUGUGCUACUAUUUCAGCUAAUGAUCAGAAAGUGCCAGCAUUUCAGGAUCCUAAGAAUGAACUACCUAUUAGGAAGAGAACAAAAUGUUUUGAAGAGAAGAGAAAGAACAAGGAAAAUUCGGUGAAUCAUGUGAAAGAUAGUAAUGUUUCAAGCUCUGACCAUGAAGACACUUGCUCUACAGCUGACUCUUCACGUAAGAAGCAGUGUAGUACAAGCACCUAUUCAUUUUCUGUUCCACAACAAUGUUCCUCAUCUUCAAAUCUAAAAUGGCCAUGGCAAGAACAGACUGACAUGGAGCAAAGCUCAGGGAAAGAUGGGGCGACAUGAGGUUAUGAUGUCCUUAUUUAUAAAUCCAGUAGCAGCUGCAGUGCUCCUGGGAAGAAAAUGGUGCCAUAAAUGAACUGUUUUCUGUGGCUAUAUUCUCAAUAAAAUGGUUUGAAAUCUAAUUGAAACAAUAGCCAACAUUGUAUAUUAUUUACUUGUCCGAAUGAGAAGUCCAUAAACAUUUUGAUAGUCUUGUAUACAAACUUCGUAAACUAAUCUAGUAGACAAUAAGUUAUUCUCACUAGGCAUAA